Molecule: messenger RNA, 2253 nt
Organism: Enhydra lutris kenyoni (northern sea otter)
Lineage: Eukaryota; Metazoa; Chordata; Mammalia; Carnivora; Mustelidae
Product: beta-galactosidase-1-like protein 2
Exons: 22
Coding region: 1-2253 (750 amino acids)
Biological process (GO): carbohydrate metabolic process
Cellular component (GO): vacuole
Molecular function (GO): beta-galactosidase activity
Source: RefSeq, a predicted model, not a curated record
AUGCUGACCUUUUUGUUGAGACCUAUGAGCAUCCUGUACCUGUCUUCAGGGUUAUUGGUAACAGCUCAGUUUGGAGGAGACUUCUCACCCAGGAUGAAUCAAGUUUCCCUGACUCCCUCCCACAUAAUAAAUCGCAAUGUGGGUCUGAAAGUUGAAGGCUCAAGCUUCACACUAGAUGGCUUUCCUUUCCUGAUCAUAGCAGGUACUAUUCACUAUUUCCGGGUGCCCAGGGAGUAUUGGAGGGACCGCUUGCUGAAGCUGAAGGCCUGUGGCUUCAACACUGUGACCACGCAUAUUCCCUGGAACCUUCACGAGCCAAGAAAAGGCUGGUUUUAUCUUACUGCAAACCUGGAUUUCAUGACUUUUAUAGCCAUGGCUUCGGAGGCGGAGCUGUGGGUAAUUCUAUGUCCAGGCCCUUAUAUCGGUAGCGACUUAGACCUUGGAGGCUUACCCAGCUGGUUACUCCGGGAUCCAAAAAUGAAGCUGCGAACAACUUACAGGGGCUUCACUAAAGCAGUGAAUCACUAUUUUGAUAAGAUAAUUCCCAUGGUAGUACAACUCCAGUAUGGAAAGGGAGGCCCCAUCAUUGCUGUGCAGGUUGAGAAUGAAUAUGGUUCAUAUCAUCGGGAUAAUCGUUACAUGUCGUAUAUUAAAAAGGCUCUGAUCACAAGAGGAAUCAAGGUGCUGCUUAUGACCGCUGAUAAUGGAGAUGAACUGACAAGAGGCCACUUAAAACAGGUACUUUCCACUGUCCACAUGAAAAAUAUAAAGAAAGAAACUUAUGAUACACUCUUAUCAAUUCAGGGUCGUAGCCCUAUAUUGAUGACGGUGUAUACAGCAAGUUCUUUGGAUGGGUGGGGUACUGCCCCCCAUUCUGUGGAUUCACAUUUGUUAAUGAGAGAUGUGCAUGAAAUGUUCAAUGCUAGUUUCUCCCUCAACUUCUAUAUGUUCCAUGGUGGCACCAACUUUGGCUUUAUGGGUGGAUCUGCAUCUUUGGACCAGUACCUCCCUAUGGUCACAAGCUAUGACUAUGGGGCACUGCUGACAGAGAACGGAGAACGUACAACUGAGUACCUUGCAUAUCAAGAGUUCUUUAGCUCUUCUUUGGGGAUUCACAAGCCUCCCAACCAAGAUUCAAUACCUAUGGCUGUAUAUAAGUCAGUGAUAACAGAAUACUACAUGUCACUGUGGGAUGUCAUGCCCUACUUGGAGGAGCCCAUCAGCUCUGUCAAGCCGAUCUGCAUGGAGGAGCUAUCUGUGAACCAGGGGAAUGGUCAGUCUUAUGGGUACAUACUUUAUGAGACUGUGAUCACCACCAGUGGCCUCCUUACCACAAAGAAUCAUGUUCAAGACCGAGGUCAGGUGUUUUUGGAUGAGAACUUUUUAGGCAUCUUCGAUCGUUCCACUGAUCAGCUGACUAUUCCCAGGAAAAUGGUCUACAACGAUAACCCAACACUGAGGAUCCUGGUGGAGAAUCAAGGCCGCCUUGCCUAUGGUCAGGACAUCAAUAAGGAGAGAAAAGGUUUAAUUGGGGAUAUCUACCUGAACAAAUCUCCUUUAAGAAAUUUUAAAAUCCAUAGCCUGGAUAUGAAAACUAAAUUUAUACAAAGGGACCUUCCUAACAUCUGGAAACCAGCUGUAUUCAAACAUCGGGGCCCUGCCUUCUUCCUCGGUAUCCUGAGAAUAGGUAAUGACCCCAGAGACACCUUCAUAAAAAUGGAGGGCUGGACAAAAGGUGUAAUAUUCAUCAAUGGAAAGAAUCUGGGACGCUACUGGAAUAUAGGUCCCCAGGAGACCUUUUACCUUCCAGGACCCUGGCUUCGUCCUGGAUCAAAUGAGAUCAUUGUGUUUGAGGAGUUUAAACCUGGCCUGGAGAUCCACUUCACAAACAUAUCUCGUCUAGGUAUGAUAUUCAAGAGGCCCAUCAGCUCUGUCAAGCCGAUCUGCAUGGAGGAGCUAUCUGUGAACCAGGGGAAUGGUCAGUCUUAUGGGUACAUACUUUAUGAGACUGUGAUCACCACCAGUGGCCUCCUUACCACAAAGAAUCAUGUUCAAGACCGAGGUCAGGUGUUUUUGGAUGAGAACUUUUUAGGCAUCUUCGAUCGUUCCACUGAUCAGCUGACUAUUCCCAGGAAAAUGGUCUACAACGAUAACCCAACACUGAGGAUCCUGGUGGAGAAUCAAGGCCGCCUUGCCUAUGGUCAGGACAUCAAUAAGGAGAGAAAAGGUAGGCCUCCUUCCUUCCAAGGGUGA